AUGUUUUAUGGACAGUCAACUUCUACUAAGUACGACCAACACUUUAGGCGUUUUGCUUCUCGAGAAUAUAAUGGGGUUCUCUACAUGACGCCUGAUGACUUCUUACACUCAAUUUUUCUAGAUAAAUCGCCAGGUAUCCACUUGCACAUGAGUUUUGAUAGACUUGACAAACGGAUACAGAACCAAGUUCAAGAUUUGAAGUACUGUUUGAUUUACUUGAUGACGAUUGCAGUGGUGCGAUUGAUGAAGGUGAAUUUUCUGUGGUAUGAUUCAAAUAAGUUUAUUGUGUUAUGCCUCAGCUGUAUAAAGUUUCGGCUGGCGUUUCAAGUGUGGGGGAAACUCCAGGUUGUCUCAUUUGUACUAAGUCAAAAGUGUCCUGAAGACAGCUUUUCCAAGCAGUCAACACUAAUGAAGUUUUUCUUUGGGGAUGACGGUAAAAAAAUGUUGCAGAAACAGCAAUUCUACAGAUUUAUUGAAAACGUCCAAAAUGAAAUACUAGAGGUGGAGUUUGCGCUGAAUUCUCCAAGUGGUGCCGUAAUUUCUCCAACAGAAUUUGCUCAAGUCUUGCUUCACAAUACUAACAUCCCAGAAUUACAUUAUGAUGUGUUUUUAAGCCGCUUAAAGCGACUUCCGUCAAACAUGGAGGUAGUGUCAACCCGUUUGCUGAAUUUCAUAUAUGAUUUAGCUGAGUUCAAACGCGCAAUUCGAGCUUGCACAAAUGUAGACAUGCCUGAUCAUAUUUUGCAAACGCUUUUCUGUAUGUUCGAUGCAGAUGGCGAUGGGAAAAUAAGUCCAAAAGAGUUUAUGGUUCUCUUUCAAAAUAGAAGAGCUCGGGGUAUUCACAAAAAUAUUGACCACAAGCAGAAACUCUGGAAGGACUUCAAGAAGUGUGUCACUCGUGCUCUCCGUGAGCAGUAG
Mesocestoides corti is the source of this 918-nucleotide messenger RNA. Lineage: Eukaryota; Metazoa; Platyhelminthes; Cestoda; Cyclophyllidea; Mesocestoididae. The record is from the annotation of a GenBank genome assembly.